GGUCACGCCUCCAGACCUACGCAUACUUUUCAUCGACGGGCUGCGGCGAGUCCAGGCACCUCAGGAUCGCAACGACGCCUCACCCCGUCCGGCCCGGCCCUCAAUUCGCGACCCGGCGCCGUCUCGUAAGCACCAGCAUCGCCUACUGCAUUGUCCAGCACCCCGGCCAGCCGCCCAGACGGACGGCGAACGAUUUUGACGACCAUUCCCGCUCGACUUCCCGCCGAAGCCGUUGCCCGCCAGAGUCUGCAGGCCGAACGCCGCUUAGCACCCCAUAUCGAUUCAUUGCAGCUAUAUCGAGGACGUACGGGCGAGUCCGUCGUUGGACGAGCGCUCCACCGUGUACCCGUGAUUCAUCCGUCAAUGUGAUCUGGCCCUUGAUGCGACUCGUGCCCUACCGACACUCUCCGCCUUGACGCACCUCUGGAGCCAUGCCAGCAACCCACGUGGAGGCGGCCUUGACGAAUGGCCACGAAUCGCAUGUUCACGCAUCGCCCGCUGGAAAGAAAGCCAAGGGAAAGCGAGGGAUGGAUUCGACCGAAGCUUCGCGCCUGCUCCAGGCACGCAUCUCGCAGCUGGAGCAGGAUGCUGCUGGAGAGAAAGACCAAGAGAUGGAAAUAGAAAGAGAGGUCAAGCGCGCCAAUCGAGAUCUUUUGCAGCAAGUAUCGAAGAUGGACGAUAUGCAGAAGAUCGAACACCUCAUGAAGCGCUCCAGCGAACUGCUAGCCGACAUGCGACGCCUGGAAAGGGAAAACCAGAAAAACAAGAAACGCGGAGACGCCCUACAGAAAGAGCGAGAUGCAAGCCGUACGGAACUCAGCAAGACGGUAGGGCUCAAGGAGAAGCUUGAAAAGUUGUGCCGAGAAUUACAGAGGGACAACAACAAGAUGAAGAAUGAGAAUAAAGAACUCCAAAGCACACAGAAGCGGAAUAAUACGGCAUGGGACGAAAAGUUUGCGAGCUUAUUAUCCAAAUUGGAAGGGUACCAGGAAGAAAAAGACACCCCGAAGAAACAAGUGGUCGAUAUGGAGAUGGACGAACUGUUCCGAGUCCGCUUCAAGUCCUUUAUCGAACAGUACGAGCUGCGCGAACUUCACUUCCAUUCUCUUAUGAGGACGAAGGAAUUGGAGGUCCAGUACCACCUGUCUCGCCACGACAGGGAAAAGAAGAAUGCCGAGGCAGAAGCGACCAAAGCGCGCCACCUACAAGCCCAAGUUCACGCCUUCACCAAGACGGAAACGGAGCUGAGGAACCAGCUCAAUGUUUACGUGGACAAGUUUAAGCAGGUAGAGGACACAUUAAACAACAGCAACGACCUGUUUCUCUCUUUCCGAAAAGAGAUGGAGGAUAUGUCGAAGAAGGGCAAGCGCUUAGAGAAGGAGAACGAGGCGCUCAAGAGACAAAAGGAGGCGACCACGGCCAACAUUAUCCACAUGGCGGAAGAGCGGCAAGAGUGGAAGAGGAAAAUCGAGGCCGCGGAGAAGAAGAACGAGAAGCUCAUGAGUAUCAUCCAGCAGAUGCAACAACAAGGGCGCAAAGUUCCUCCUGCCGCCGCCAGCACAGUGGAGGCGUGCUAUCCGGAGAGCCAAGGGGCGGCAGUGGUCGAGGGCCAGGCCGAGGGCCAAGGCGAGGACAGCGAAUACUCGGACGAGGAGGGUGAGGAAGAAGGACUUAGCGAGUUCGACGACGACACCGAGGAGGAGCCUCAGCCGAGCGAGCAGAGCGCCCCAGUACCAUACGGUCCGGAACGCCCGCCUCAGCCAGCUACGAAUGGGCAUUAGGAAUACGCUCUUGAGUGUCUGGCUACGGGCGCGCCUCCGGAGGCGAUACAAAGGGAGUUCAGGCUGGAGCACGUGCCGCUGGAUCAGACGCUGCCACGGCUGCUGGAGCUGCUGAAAGACGAACCAUGUCUGCCCAUACUGCUUAACAUGUGUCUAGAUAGGGUUCUGCCUCCCGGGCUUACUCGGCCGGACUUUGUCCAGGUGCCCCCAGACGAACGCACCCCAAUCUUCUGGGAGCUGGUCAAACGCAUAAGGCGCAACAACCGAGCUUGAUGCGUCGCAACGGGCGUGGCCUCUUGUCUGGCAGCGAUGAUAUAGCGCAUCCCAGUGUAUGUUUGUUUAAUAGUGUAGCUAUAUUCCUUGACGCUGUCUUACCUAGUAUCAUAUUGAUUUUU
Molecule: messenger RNA, 2176 nt
Organism: Trichoderma citrinoviride
Lineage: Eukaryota; Fungi; Ascomycota; Sordariomycetes; Hypocreales; Hypocreaceae
Exons: 5
Coding region: 432-1781 (449 amino acids)
Molecular function (GO): syntaxin binding
Source: RefSeq, a predicted model, not a curated record